AUCACGCACCUCGACUCGGUGCAUAAGCUUGUUGUACCUUUGUCUAUCAAGUGGGCAGACCUUGAGGAGCAGGACGGCGACUUGAUAACCCUGAACUCUGACCUCGAGUUUGAGCAAGUUCUUUGUGCAGGUGCUCGCGUGAAGUUUUUGUUGACCUUACCUCAAGACGCAGUUGACCAACCGGAUAAUGACUGGGACGUAAGUUCCACAAGUUCGUUUGAUACCAUCAGUGAAGAGCCUGUGCUCGUGCAGCAGGAAAAUGAGAGGGAAGAGGAGGAAGCGAUAUAUUUUGAUGACAUGGAUAUUGAGGAGGGCAGUCAUAAAUUGUCCGUUAGAGCAAAACAUAAGAGGAAAGAAGAGGAGAUUGAAAGUGAGAUUCCCUCCAGUAGAAGCGUGGAAGUUGAUAUAUUCCAUGAUUCCAUCAAUUCGCUACACUCAUCGUCACAAGUGCAGCAACAGGAACGAUCUGAAGAGCAUGAUCAAGAGGUUCGUCACAUCAAAAUCAUAGAAACGUCUUAUGCGAGUGCAAAUGAGCACCAGCCAAAUAUUCAAGAACAGUCCGAUCAACCGGACGAGCGCAGCCAUUCGACAGUUGAGGGACUCUCAACGAAAUUCGAAAAGGUCAUUCAACAAUGUUGUAAAGUUUUGGGUGAUAAUCCGGAGAUGCUCGAGAAAGUGGACUCAAUAAUGGACCACGUCUUAGAGAAUACUCCCAUGUAUAUUGAAUUCGUCCUGAACAUUCUAAAUUCCGCAAAGGACAAAAAUCGAGAUAUCGGUACCAGCUCGUCAAACGAAGAUAGUUCCGCACAAGAUCAUAUUGACAAUUCUCCUAACAUGCCGGAGGUUGACUUGAGCGCCGAAGCAUUUUUAUUGAAUGGAAGCACACGAGAGGAAAUUUGGCAUGAAGCCAUCAUAGAUGCAUUAGGGGAGAAGGCCGGUGAUUACUUGAAGUUGGAGUCCAAGCAAUUGGUUGGAAUACUUUUAAUGAUUUUUGUGAAGAAAGCGCACAUGCCAUAUAUCAAGGAGGUCAGAAAUGAUUGCGCCGGAGUUGGGCUGAUGGGCAUGAUGGGUAAUAAAGGUGGUACCGCCAUAAGGUUCCAAUUCCACGAUUCGUAUCUGUGCUUUGUGAAUUGUCACCUAGCAGCGGAUCCGAAUGGACUAGAAAGGAGAAAUCAAGAUUACAUGGAUAUAUGUCGACGGAUGACAUUUCCCAUUAACAUGAGUGAAGGGUAUUCAUCAUUAUAUGGUUGGGUUGGCGAUUACAUAGCACCUUCAGCGAAAUAUGCGGCCGCCGCUGUCGUUGGCAUGGGAGGCAUGGCGCAGGGACUGUGUUAUCCAUAUUCGACAAUGAGGGAUCUGAAUUAUAGGGUCGACGCACUGCCAGAAUAUAAGGUUAGAGAACUCGUGGAUGACAAUGAGCUGGAACUUUUGCUCAACUUCGACCAGGUACAUAGCUCAUCCCACCUUAUUGUUCAGAGUGAAACUGCUGGAUCGGUAUAA
Acaulospora colombiana is the source of this 1500-nucleotide messenger RNA. The record is from the annotation of a GenBank genome assembly. Lineage: Eukaryota; Fungi; Glomeromycota; Glomeromycetes; Diversisporales; Acaulosporaceae.